This is a messenger RNA of Fukomys damarensis (Damara mole-rat), 1053 nucleotides long. RefSeq lists its product as uncharacterized. The transcript has 5 exons. The coding region runs from base 250 to 1053 and encodes 267 amino acids. Lineage: Eukaryota; Metazoa; Chordata; Mammalia; Rodentia; Bathyergidae. The record is from RefSeq and is a predicted model, not a curated record.
CUGUAUACCUACAAUGUACUGAUAAAUUCAAUGAUGAAAAAAAAAAAAGGAAAGAGCAUUCUCUGGAGAGCUUCCUGGCAUUUGAAACACCAUCCGGGCUUCUUUACUUGGCCUCAGUCUAAAUGAUGGUCUUGUGACAGUUAUUAGUAUAGAAGAAUAAAUUUAGUGGGGACACAUUUUUCAGGUCUGAUGCGCAUAUAGGAUCCCAUGGGGGGGAAAACAAUCUGAAAAAUAUCAGCUGUGUAUAAAAUGCCAACUGUCCAGGUUCCUAUUUUCUAUUUCAAGCUGCUCAGGAUGAAGUUAUCAGUACCCAAGGAGAGAAUUAUCUCUUCAGCACAAUUCAGGAACAUGACAGGUCUGAAAGGAACCCUUGAGGUUCUGCUAUGGCAGCAACUCCUUGCAGACUGCAGCAAGCACAAGCCAAGCAAUGCAGUCAUCCGUGGCUUCCAGGAUGACAUCCUGGAUAUUACAGCCCCAGCCAUGCACCAUCUGAAUGCAGCCGCGACGUCAGGAUCCUGUCAGCAGGUCCUAAACCUGAAAGGACGAGGACAGAGAGACGGGAGGCACUCUUCUUCUCAUGGUACUACUGCGCUGUUUAUUACAGGAACUCUCCUUUUAUACUCUCCAGCUGCGGGGCUGCAAGAGAGUACCGCCCACAUCCAGAAGGAAAUCGCAAAAAAUAACCAUCAGAAGCAUAUUACAAUAACAUAUUUAGAUCCGGCGGUGAACAGUAGACUUACUGCGAGGAUCAGGCGCAGCGGUCAGUCCUCCCGAGCACCGACCGUCGCUGCCUUCGACCUGGGUCCGGGAUUACGUAUCCUCCUCUACUUUCAGGUCCCUGUUCGGGUGCUACUUGUCGCGAGCCACGACUACAGGACCUCUCCUUUUAUACUCUCCAGCUGCGGGGCUGCAAGAGAGUACCGCCCACAUCCGGAAGGAAACCGCAAGUACGAUAACAACUAUUAUGGGUUACCUUUGCUAGGCAACAGGUCAGACAACCAGUUGAACCCGCCCAUUGUUAUGGGCGACGACACGCCCACACUGCUCGGGUGA